Messenger RNA from Geodia barretti, 6054 nucleotides. The record is from the annotation of a GenBank genome assembly. Lineage: Eukaryota; Metazoa; Porifera; Demospongiae; Tetractinellida; Geodiidae.
CCCCCUCGUCUUGAUUCGCUUGCUCUGUGUAUAUACCUCGUGAUGGCUGAAAUACCCUUGCUAGAAGAAGCAGCAACACUUGUUGGUUGUGCUGAGAAUGGUGGUCCAUGGCCAUCAACAGCCGAAUCCAACUCCCUAACUUCCGAUGAACCUGUAACUUUUACAGGUGGGAGCAUUGUACAUAAGAAAAAGAAAAAGCCACCGAGAAACAGCAGAAAGUGCAAGCAGGAGUUUGCAACUGGUGAAACAAUGGCACUUGUCAGACCAUGAUGAUAACCAGCAACCUUCUACCACCGAUUAUGAGAGUACUAGCAUGGGAGAGAGUACUUCGGAUGAAGGUGUUGGACGUGUUAAAAAAGAGGGGAAGAGUAAGAAAAGGGAGAAAGAAAGAAGACACCAAAAUAGAAUGCAAAAUGAAGGAAAACAGACUCAUGCUGUGGCAAAGCGAGGUCGUGUUGUACAACAGCCUGCCGAGGAGCAAGAUCAGGUAGAAAGUGAGCCUGCUAAGAACAAACUAGAACGGGAACAUGAAGGAGACGAUGAGAAAGAGUUACUGGUUGGUGCCAAUGGACAACAGGCUGGUGGAGCACAGCAAGGGGUUGGGCAGGGAAAUGUGGGACAAGGGCAGGGAAAUGUGGGACCGCAGGGACCUGGAGGACAGGGACCACCUGAUGGUUACCAAAGCUGUGCUGCUAAAGUGGCACGGAGACAUUGGAAGUCCUGCUGUGUCACCAGCUCCAUUGUCAUUAUUGUUCUCGCUGCACUAAUUGCUGGAACACUUGCACUAAUGAUCUACUGCAUGGUUGAAAUUAUUCAGAGCAACAACAGACCCUCAAUAAUUUUGAUGAGCACCUCAGAGGUAUACAACCUAAAUGAAUACACCGACAGUGGCAAUACCUCAGUAUACACUAGCAAAGUUUGCAUCAAUCCCAUCAAUGAAAUGAUGAGCAAUUCGGUUGUGUAUCUGGAACAUGGAAGAUGUGAAGACAUUUCAACGGAAAAGAAGGAUAGAACGAUUGAGCAUUUAUUUUCACACACCGUCGAUCCCUCCCCGUUGAAUUUCUUCUGGGUCUCAAACAGCUUGUUCAGAUUCAAUCUGACUCUCGCCACAAACUCCUCCAUGUCGCUCACCAUCUACGUGUUUCAGUUCGACCCAGGAGAGGAAAGUGACGAAUGCAACCCUCAACCACCAGAAACGUACGCUGAAAAAUUUGUAUUUCCCAACACGACCGAAUCCUCUCACAAAGUUUCCUGCACUCAUGACAGUGGAAGCCGUUACCUCGUAUCUCUAUUCUGAGAGGCAGCUAGUCAGCUAGGCAGACUAAAGAUACAGAAGAACGGCAUGUCGUGGAGACCCAGGGAGAUCAAGGACCGCCUCAUGCACAGCGGCGGCGACCGCCUCAUUCGCAAGGUCAGGAACGCGGGUCGUAGAGUCGGAGAAGCCGCGGCAGGAAGCAGAGGAGGCAGGAGAGCCGCCAAGCCCAGGGUGGACCUCCACUUCAGGGGUCUGCAGGAGCCAGCCGGGGAGCUGGAGGCCGUCCUGGAUGACCUGGACGCCACCUCAGACCCGAUAUUCUCUGGCACCGCCGUCGACAAGAACGAACAAGCUCGUUUCUCCUCCUCUGCCCAGCAGCAGCACCAGGGACCUAGAGACAAGAGAGACGGUGGGACAAGAGCGAGAGAGCCUCCCCACGUCUCUACCAAGAGCGACGAAGAUGACCCUCUCUUCCCGUCGGACGGAGAAGACGUUAGCGCAGAUGUCGGAGGAGAUAGACGUCUCCCUCGACAGGCCACGGGACCCACGGACUCCGAAGAGAGCGAGGACCUGGACCUAGACGAGGCAGUGGCGGCAGAAGUGUUGGAGUCACUCCACCUAUUGGGGCCAGAUGAAUUAUUUGACAGCCAGUCCCCUCCUUCUUCUACUGUGGUUGCUGAGAGUUGGGAAAGAGAGGGAGGAGGUGGAGAGGAAAGUAAGAGGAGGCAGGAGAUACAGGGAGCACUGGCUGUAAAUAAUGAGUCCGCAAACAACAAUACCCACAUCCAGGAAGCUGGGGAAACCCUGGCCCCCACUGCCAGUGAAACCCUAUCCUCAGGUGGCCCCCUCACUCAUGGUAAGAGUGUUAGUGUUGAUGAUUCACAACACUACGAGCCCUCUCUGGAAGAGCUGUUGGAGCACGGAUCAGCCGCCCUCCCAUCUCGCCCCUAUUCCUCCUCUCCACGUCGUCCGUAUGGCUCACCACGAGCUCUGGACAUGGAGUCCUCCCCUAGUCCUCUCACCUCCUCCAAUGAAUCCCACCCCAGUGACCCUCUCUUUACCAGCACCAACCAGACUCUAAGACCAGCUACCAGGGAGGCUAAUGGCACUAGACUGCCGGCGGUGAAACACUUUGGAUUCGACAGCAAGCCUCCAGGCUCGGCUGAACAGAAGGGACUUGCUCAAGAGCAAGCUGUGAAUGGAAAUGACAACAUGGUCCCCAAGCCUCCUGCACAUAGUCCAACAUCUGGAUCUCCAGUAAAGGAUUGCAGUAGUGGAGUUAGAAAUGUGUCCCUCGGCUCGGAACUGACCUCCAGUGGUACACAGGGUCUGGAAACGGACGCUGAAGGUAGGGAAAGUGGCAGGAAAUAUUCUCGUAAUGAUAGCGACGAGCUGUUCCCGGAUGGUUCCAAGCUAGCGGUCGAUUCAAGAGCGACAGAGAGAUCUAAAGCCGCCACUGUCGGGGAUGAUGACCUAUUCCCCGACGAUGCCAAACUCUUGAAACACUCUGAGACGUCCAGAAAGAGCAGCAACAGGCGAAACUCUGACGAAAACACUCUUGAGAUCAGCGAAGACCAUUUCUCCCCGAGUCCAGAGGAACGGAGGAAGAACCGGCCAGCCCACCCUUCUCGAUCCUCCCCUCCCCCCUCUUCAUCGUCCACACACAGCAGUAGCCCGGGGAAACUCAACAGCACGGGGAAGAAGACAGCACCGCCUCGCCCUCCUCGCUCACCUAAGCUCGACUCCCGACUGAAACUGAGACAGUCACAGCAGAGCCAGUCUGUCCUCGCCACUACCAGCACACCUCCGCCAUCGCGCAGAGUCCUCCCCAGUAACGUUUCUCCCGAGGUUGCCAGAGUUAGUACCACCCGCCGGCCCCUCUCUGCCUCCCCUCCUGCCCCUAGUAGAACCGUCAUUAACGAGACCGACACCUCUGAACCAAGUCUAAACGAAUCCCCGCAGACCAAAGUUACUACUAGUGAACGGCGGGGCUCUCUACAAUCAUCCAUCGUAGCCCCCCACCCUCAGCCGUCAUCACCGGAGGUCCUACCACCCACUGCCAGAACUGAAUCUGUUUCAGACGAAAAUGAAAUUGACAGCGUCGAGCUUCCCUUCCUCUCGCUCAGCAUCCACCUCUCUCUCACCCUCUUCCUUUACUUCUACUAUACCCUCAACCCCUUCGCCUACCUGGCGGGGCUGGUCGCCGGUUUCUUGCUUUUCUACCUCUGUCUUGGGGCGGUGUUUGUGGCCUAUGUCCAGAGAGAGGGAGAGGAGACUGCCGAGGGCUCGAGGAAUGGCGGUUCAGUGGCCGGGGAGCUGUCCGUCGAGUUUAUGAAGUCGACAAACAUUCAACUGGAGGACUACAAGACACGAUUCACUGCGCCAUCCAACAAACACAAGUUUGAGUUCACGGCAACGCUCCAGUACGACGUGGGCACUCACCACCGUCGCGACAGGCUCCAUUGUCGACUGAAACUCGUCAACGACUUUGAACUCUCCAUCCAGAUCUUUGACUCCGAGGGCGACACCGUCGUGAAAAGAUCGUUCAACUUGCGGAAUGAGGGAGCAAAGAUUACGAUUGUUCCCAGAGGACGUGUUUCAAAACCGGAAGAGACGAUGGAGUAAGAAGUACCCCAUUCGCCUGGAGGUCGGCGGCUGCGAGUUUUUCCUCUUUUGCAAUGUGUCGCGCUUCAAACAGGAGUGGUUCUUCAGACUGCGUGAGGCCGCAAACGGCACCACCACUGAAAGCGUUGGUGCGGAAGAAACACGAGUUCUUCGGAUAUAUGUUGCGUUAUUUCUCCAACGAGCGAUCCUCACAGCGAAAUUCCGCCUCUGUGACUGCCCCGCCCACUUCUUCAACAGCGAUGAAGUCGUCCUUCUCUUCCCAAGGUUCGCACUCGACGACGACAGGUCAGAGGUCAUCCAGACACCACGCCCAACACAGGCGACCGAGGGGUGAGGAGGGAAUGGUUCAGUUCUCGAGCACUGCUGCCAUGUCUGAUAGAGAAGAAGACGUCACCGAAGGCUCCGUGUCAAUUUCCACCUCUCAUUUCUCAGGUCAACCACCGCACGCCUCAAUCACGUCUACCAUUUCUUCCUCGUCGUCGGUGGCCGAUUACUCACUCAGACCCUCCUCUGCUCGCUCCCUCUCCAACACGAGUAGUGUGGGUCCCGCGUCGUCGCUCCCGUCCGCCGCUGCGGGGAGCCCCUCUUUGUUGGAGAGUUAUUGGAUCAACGCAGUGAGCGCCCGCAUCUUUUGGGACGUGUGGCACGAAGAGCGCUGGAAGAAAUGGAUUGUGAGCCGAAUUGAGCGAAAACUUGUCCGCAUAAAGACCCCUCGGUUCCUAGACCCCCUCCAACUGACGGAUAUUGCCAUUGGCGAGUCGAUGCCCGUGAUAAACCGUCUGUCCGAGGGGCCUUACCUCAAAGUAGACGGGGUGUGGGUGUUUUUCGACGUGGAGUACGAGGGAGAAUUCGUGAUGACCAUCAAGACGAGGUUGAAGUUGGGUCAGUGGAGAAAGGGAGAGGAGGAGGAGAAGGGGACGGAAUUGAAGGCCAUGAAACACCAAUCACGGGUGAGCCACAGUCAGGCAGCAGUGAUGUUCCAGCAGUCUUCUGGUGUCUACCCCGAUGAGGAUGAUUCUGAGACUGGUUCAGAGGAAGAAGAGGAAGAGGAGGAGGAGGUGGAGAGACACGUUCUAUCUAGCCCUCUGGAGGAGGAAGAGGAGGAGGAGGGAGAGGAUAAGCUUAUGAAACCAACUGUCUCCACUGCCAGUGCCAGCCACUCAUCACCAGAGCCCCAGCAGCCAUCGUCGGUCCAGAGGAAGAAGAGGAGAGGAGCCAGACUGCGUAAAGUCGUCUCCAACAUCACAAAGAGAGUCGCCAACAACCGUCUGGUUCGCCGGGCGGCCGAGAGAGCUGUGGAGAAGGCAGCAAACGUCCCCCUCGAGCUGACGGUGGAGGUCAGGAAGCUGAAGGGCGUGGUGGCUGUCAACAUCCCCCCUCCUCCCAGUGACACUAUCUGGUAUGGGUUUAAGAGUACGCCCAAGUUGGAGCUGGUGGCCAGACCCAAGCUGGGCAAGAGAGCCGUCACUUUCUCCCAGAUUACUCACUGGAUAGAGAGGAAACUAUGCUCUCUGGUGGAUGAGAAGCUAACUCUGCCCAACAUGGAGGAUUUGGUGGUCCCUGUGCUCAACUCUGGUCUGCCGGAGGACACACAGAAACCACUCUCCUAACACUCCCUCUCUCUCCCCUUAUACCCUCGAUCUCUCCCUUGGCACAAUGUAACUAAUAUCACUGCACCUUGGUUGUGCCGCACUGCCAUCUCGUUUUCUUUACCUUUUACCACUUUUGAUCAUUUCUGGCUUUUUAAAUCACUACUAACGAUAAUUAUUAUGCAGUUGAUUGUUUCUCUUGUAUUCACCAAAAGUGAAAUUGUUAUGAAAAGUGUGACGGAUGAUGAAGUGUUUUUGGAGAAAUGCGGCGCAAUAUCAAUUUUUGACUCAUUUUUCACUCUUUUCUCACACGAGGUCCAGCAGCGUCUCCACUGUACUCGGAGUAAGAGUUUCUGUCCAUUAGCUCGUCCAGCUUCUGCUGCAGCGCACGUGACACGUCCCCGCUAACGAACAGGUGUAUGUCGUCCAGGUCGUGGAGAAUAAACUUCCUGCCCAGGGCGUUCGUCUCGUCCAGGUGCUUGAUGAACUGCUUCAUGGCAGCGUCGCUGCACUUCAGCAGAACGCCCUUUACAACGUUCACCAUUCUGUGUGUGUUCCCGCACGUUGCGUUCGAAGGGUCCACGG